UCAUGACGUCACUCGCGACGUCAUACAAGCGCCGUUUCCACUCUACACACUGUACGGUUUUAAUAUAGCGGCGCGCCAAGCGCGAUCCAGACUCAGUUACUCGGAGGCCGGCCUUUCGUGCAAGCCCUCUGACAAAAUCCUCUCAAUUCUCAAUAUCUCUUCUAGCAAAAGGCAGUGUGUUGUUUCCUCCUCUCGAAUAUGUGUAAUAGUUCGUGAGCAAGGACACUGAUAUCUUAAUUCUUUUUUUCUGGUGAUCAAUAUUUUAAGUGAAAAGUUCCUCAAAACAAAAAGGACCAUCAGUAUAAGUAGUGCUUUAUGCGCGAGUUCUAUGGGAUUUUCCUAAAAAGUUUGAAGUUUGUGAGAGAGGAAUAAAUUCGCGACCUGCAUGCGGGUACCGAGGGCCGAAAUCCUCGAGUUCCUCAACGGGGCUUUUUCCUGCGAGAGGAACCCCUUCGACCGGAAGGAUCCUUGUACCACAACGGACGCAGGUCGGUAACAUGUCCUGUGUGAUCUCGGCUCAUUACAUCAAAAUAAAUCACAUUCCAUUGAUCACUGCAUGUACCCUCGCAUAUACACUACGCAUACCUCGCAUACUUCGCGUAAAAACUACAACUUACGGAUAGAAUAACCAGAAACAACAAUAGGAACUUAAUUCCCAAUGCAUUAAAUAUAUUAAAUGUAUCAAAUCUAUCAAAUGUAUGAAAUGUAUCAAAUGCAUCAAAUGUAUCAAAUGCAUCAAAUUCAUCAAAUGUAUCAAAUGCAUCAAAUGCAUUAAAUCUAUCAAAUGUAUUAAAUGUACAAAAUGUCUAAAAUGUACAAAGUUUACAAACUUCAUCAGCUGAUGUUGAAAAACUGAAACGAUAUUCGAAACUGCACCCACACGUGACUGUCGCGCUUUAAGGGAUAGAUCCAUAUAUCCUCAACGGUUUUCCCUCUUCUUUUUCGAAAUUUUGUUUUGGUUAGUGAUCCUUUUUUUUUUGCAAGAAGUGACAAAAUGUUAAGCUGAGGGUACGUGAUACGGUAUUACCGGAUGUGCGAUGCCUACCGUCGAGGAUCCUGGAACGGAAAAUUCGGUGCCCGCGGCAGCGACGCACCGCCCCAUCGCCAGGAAUCACCACGUGCAAACGUCCUACCAUCACCAUCCUCCGUCUGCCCUAGCAGCCGACAAUAACAACAAUCACGAUCACCAUCAGGAUCUUGAGUCGGUCGAUCAUCUCGGGAGCCAACCUCACGAUCAUUGGAACAAGUGGCAACUGCAUUCGCCGAAUGGCGAUAGCGACAACAGCAACGGAAGUCAACGUGCUAUUGUAGUGCCUCGUGCUGAAAUAGAGCAACAACAUCGCCAAAGACAACAGAGACAAGUUUCUGUACCAGAGAGCGUUCCUGCAUUAGUUUCGACAAAUCAUUCUUCAUCGACAACAACCACCACCGCUUUCACCGUUGCGUCAAGCAUGCUUCUUUUGCAGACACAGAGUCCAUUUGGAUGCAGUAGUUUUUCGGAUUUACUGAGCGGUACUUACACAGACUCCACGGAUGCUGGUAGUCUGCCGGAAGAGCUUGAUCCUUUUCCGGAAUUGCAAUUAGGCAAUCCACAGGACGUCACCAACUCCGAAGAAGCGUCCUCACAAAACCACCACUCAGUUCAUUCUCAACCUCCACUUCCAGGAGACGUUCAAGCUGAUUCACUCAGUCCGACGCCACUUCCCAGCUUUCAAGAAACCUACACAGUACAAAGAUAUCGACAAGAAUUGCAGAGUUUAGGUAUCAAAAUGGACGAUGAUUGUUAUGGAGAAGGCGUCUAUCCUUGUACAGGAGCUACGUUUGCGACGGAUUUUACUCAGGCUAUUCCCUACCAAAAUCAUCAUAAUCAACAUCAGCCGCACCAUCCGGCACAAAAUCAACAUCACCAUCAACAGCAGCAGCAGCAGCAGCAGCAUCAUCCGCAACAUCAUCCACAGCAGACACACCUUCAUCAACCACAACAAACACAUCACCAUCAUCAUUUGGGUUUUUUCUCCACGGAAUCAGCACCUACACCAGCAGCAGUUCCAACCCCAAACAAUCAUCAGGAAUCGCCUUACGCCUCAGUUCCCAUUGUUUACGGACCUCCUCCAAGUGUCACCAGCAGUGGAGGCUCUCCGGGAGCUGUGACGCCAAGUGAUCUUCGCACUGCUGUUGGAAGCACUGUCGUCAUUCCUGGAACACCGCGUCCUCGACGUGCGUCCUUACCACCUCAAAGAUCUGAAUCAUCAAGCAGUAGCGAAUCACCCAAAUUGAGAUGCAGCGGAGCAAGUUCGACGACUGGUUCACCAUCUCCUGGGGGCGAACGAGCACCACCGAGUCCGAGUCAGUUGUGUGCCGUUUGUGGUGAUACUGCAGCUUGUCAACAUUACGGAGUGCGAACAUGCGAAGGCUGCAAGGGAUUUUUUAAAAGGACAGUGCAGAAAGGCUCUAAAUACGUUUGUCUUGCCGAAAAGGCAUGCCCUGUUGAUAAACGUCGACGAAAUCGUUGUCAGUUUUGUCGCUUUCAAAAGUGCCUCAUGGUCGGCAUGGUCAAGGAGGUUGUAAGAACGGAUUCUCUAAAAGGAAGACGGGGUCGACUGCCUUCGAAACCAAAAUCUCCCCAGGAAUCUCCACCCAGCCCUCCAGUAUCCCUGAUAACGGCUCUUGUUCGUGCCCACGUUGAUACCACACCAGAUCUCGCAAAUCUCGACUUUUCUCAAUGUCGCGAAAUUUGCCCCGGCGAACCGCCACUCUCGGAAGCAGAGAAGACCCAACAAUUCUACAAUCUCCUAACAUCCUCCGUCGAUGUCAUCAGAAACUUUGCUGACAAAAUUCCCGGAUUCAUGGACCUAACACCAGAAGAUCAGAAAUUCCUCUUCCUCAAUGCCAGCCUGGAACUUUUUGUACUGAGGCUGGCGUACCGCACAAAAGUAGAUGACACCCGACUGACAUUUUGCAACGGAGUAGUCCUCACACGUGAGCAAUGCGAACAAAGUUUCGGCGACUGGCUUCAAGGAAUCAUGGACUUUUGUCAAAGUCUUCAUGUCCUCGACGUUGAUAUCAGCGCCUUUGCCUGCCUUUGCGCCCUCGCGCUCGUUACUGAAAGACAUGGUCUUCGAGAACCACAGAAAGUAGAGCAACUUCAGAUGAAGAUAAUUUCUUCCCUCCGAGAUCACGUCACUUACAAUGCAGAAGCUCAACGCAAAACUCACUAUCUAUCUCGACUACUCGGUAAACUUCCCGAACUUCGAAGUUUAUCCGUGCAAGGACAUCAGAGAAUUUUCUACCUAAAAUUAUUGGACAUCGUACAUGCACCCUCAUUCAUUGAAGAAAUGUUCAUGGCCACCCUGCCUUUUUGAACACAAAGAGGAGCAUAAUUUUCAUUAAAACAAUAUUAAUCAUUUUAAUGAUUCACUGAGUUUACUUCAUCGCAUUUUUUUUAUAGAAAAAGAAAACAUUUUUUUUUCUUUUUGGUUAUCCUUUCGGCUAGCCUUGUCUUUAUUGAACUUAUUGCAAAAACGAAAGACAUCCUAAAUUAUAAGUAUAAUGUAGUGAGAAAGAAAGAAAGAAAGAAAAGACCAAGAAUGAAUGAAUCAAGAUUGAAUAGAAUUUUAAAAGUGAAAUUGAGAAAAAGAAGUGCUCUUCAAGAAUGGUGCUUCGAGAUCGAUUAAUAUUUUUAUUUAUAAAAAUAGGAAAAAAAAGUAUAUUAAUAUAUACCAUGAAAGUGCUUAUGUUUAGAUAAAAGAUUAUAUAUGUAACACGGUACUUAGUCCGUGUUUAUAGUUAGGGAUGUACCCGGAUAUCCGGGAGGCUGUUUUUUUUCUACAUAUAAACAAGUAAUUUUUAGUAAUUUCUCUUAAAUCACAAGUUACCAGAUUAUUUUUUACGACUAUCGCUUUUUGUUUCUUCGUUAGGAAUUUAACAAAAUAAAGAAGAAUUCAUAGAUCGUAAUAAGCAGCAAAGUCCCAUUAUGUAUUUGUAAUUUUUCACGCCGUGUUUUUUUUUUACUAAUUUUAAUAAAUGUCGAUUUUAUAAAUAUAAUGCUCGGCCGGAUAUUCAUCCAUCCCUAGCGAUGAUUCCACAGUAAAUCGUGAGGUGUUAAAAUAACACCAGAAUGGAUUAAAAUAAUCUCCAAUAGUUUAAUCCCUCUAAAAUUAAAUUAACACCAGAAAGGAUUAAAAUAAUCAAUUUUGGUGUUAUUUUUUACUACGAAUGAAAUUUUACUUCAAAUCAAAACCAAGCCAACGAUUUGUCAAAGUCUUAGUCGAAGUUACAGUCAAAGUCUUAAUCAAAAUCUUAGUCCAGGUCUUAA
Messenger RNA from Leptopilina heterotoma, 4315 nucleotides. RefSeq names its product probable nuclear hormone receptor HR38 (gene Hr38). Gene Ontology annotation, cellular component: transcription regulator complex; nucleus. Gene Ontology annotation, molecular function: RNA polymerase II cis-regulatory region sequence-specific DNA binding; nuclear receptor activity; nuclear glucocorticoid receptor binding. The transcript is spliced from 8 exons. Lineage: Eukaryota; Metazoa; Arthropoda; Insecta; Hymenoptera; Figitidae. The coding region runs from base 1038 to 3362 and encodes 774 amino acids. Gene Ontology annotation, biological process: regulation of transcription by RNA polymerase II; cellular response to corticotropin-releasing hormone stimulus. The record is from RefSeq and is a predicted model, not a curated record.